Messenger RNA from Pyrus x bretschneideri (Chinese white pear), 2115 nucleotides. Its product is annotated as cold-responsive protein kinase 1. The transcript has 8 exons. Gene Ontology annotation, biological process: protein phosphorylation. The coding region runs from base 633 to 1829 and encodes 398 amino acids. Gene Ontology annotation, molecular function: ATP binding; protein kinase activity. Lineage: Eukaryota; Viridiplantae; Streptophyta; Magnoliopsida; Rosales; Rosaceae. The record is from RefSeq and is a predicted model, not a curated record.
GAAAGAGAGAUUCUUAAUUUAAAAUCAGAACCGCUAGUUUUAAAAUAAAUGGUACGAAUCUCCAAUCCCGUACUCCAUCAGGAUAGGAUCUCAAUUCUUCCAAACCGUGCAGGCUUGCACAGCUUGCAAGAUUGGAGGUCAAUGCCAGCAGAAAGGAGAGAAUAGUCAAUUCGAAAAUUCCAUAGACGUUAUUUUUCAUUUCUCGGAAGUUCCAAAGAUAUAAACAUCACGAAACCCAGUUUUACUUUUAUUUUGUUUCAUCUCUCUCUCUCUCUCUCUCUCUCUCUCUCUCUAUUUCUGUUGCAGUCACCGCAAUUGAGGUUCUUUAUGAAAACCUUAUACUUUAUCUGGGUUUUACGUGUUCUUUUCUGUUUGGUAGCUGAGAAAAUGUGAAAAAAGCCAAGACUUUUUAACCUUUUGACUUACCCAUUGGAAAGAAGAAGAAAAGAGAUAGACUUUUGGAUCUGUUUGUGGCCUCAGCUGGGUUCUUAAACCCAAAAGAAUGUUUUUGUUCUGCAGACGGAUACUUCAAGGUUGAAAUAUAAGCAAACCCCAAGUGCAAUUGGAUUGAACAUUUAUAAGGGCAAGGAUUUUGAUUGAUUGGUGAUAUUGGCCAACAUAAAAAGCUGGUGAUGUCUUGUUUCUCUUUCUUGUUUAGAAAGAAGGAAGCUUCCCGUGUUAACCGGCCUGUUGGAAUUGUUAACCGGCCUGUUGAAAUCGACGAAGUGGUUUCAGGCGUUUUGAAUGUGAAGCAGUACGGUUAUAGGGAACUGCAAAUUGCCACUGAGAACUUCAGUGAAGAAAAUAAAAUUGGUCAGGGAGGCUUUGGCUCCGUGUACAAGGGCACACUCAAGGAUGGGACUUUGGUGGCUAUAAAAGAAUUGUCAGCAGAGUCUAGUCAAGGAUUGCGGGAAUUUUUAACAGAAAUCGAGGUGAUUGCAACCGUUGAACAUGAUAACUUAGUUAAGCUAUAUGGUUGCUGUGCAGAAGGAGAUCACAGAAUAUUGGUUUAUGGCUAUCUUGAGAAUAAUAGCCUAGCACAAACACUUCUUGGUAGAGGCUACAGCGGUAUCCAAUUUACAUGGCUUACAAGGUGUAAAAUUUGCAUUGGUGUUGCGAGGGGGCUCGCUUAUCUCCACGAGGAGGUUAGCCCUCAUAUUAUUCACAGAGACAUUAAAGCAAGCAAUAUUCUCCUUGAUAAAGACCUCUCACCAAAAAUUUCAGAUUUUGGUCUUGCAAAGUUUAUCGCCCCCAACUUGACUCAUGUUAGCACUCGUGUUGCUGGAACAACAGGUUACUUGGCGCCUGAGUAUGCCAUACGAGGUCAAGUGACAAGAAAAGCAGACAUCUACAGUUUUGGUGUUUUACUGUUGGAAAUUGUUUGUGGGAGGUCUAACACUAACAGACAGUUAUCACCCAAAGAUCAAUAUCUUCUUGCACGGGCAUGGGAACACCAUGAGAGGGGGCAGCUGGUGGAAUUAGUAGACGCAUCUUUGAAUGGAAAUUUCGACGUUGAGGAGGCUUGCAGAUUCCUAAAGGUUGGCCUUCUCUGCACUCAAGACAUGCCUAAGCUCCGACCAUCCAUGUCUACCGUUGUUCAAAUGCUGACAGGUGCAUUAGAUGUGAAUGAGGGGAAGAUAUCCAAACCAGGGCUGUUUUCUGAAUUUAUGGGGCAUACAGAAGGUGGGAGAGAUAAGGCCAACAAAAGAGGUCCAUCUCACACGAUAUCCACCUCAGGGAAGUUUAUCAAUUCAUCAUCUUCAUCAGAAGCUGCCGCCACUUCAUUUGCUACUAUGACCUUCAAUUCUAUAUAUGACCGAAGCAAUUAGGGCAGUCAGGAUCCAUCCAUUUUUUCGAAAUUUUCUCUGGUUUGGUCAGGCUGUAGGCAAUUUAAUUCUUCUAGGUUAUAUAGGGAAACAAGGAGUAAUAUAUAUUUUUACGUGGAUACGAAUGUCUUCCUAAGAACUAGCCAAAUCAUUUUUCAGGUGUAAAUGUUUCUUGUCAAUCGAACUUUCAUUUUUUUCGGGUCUGUAAAGAAGGCUUGACUACAUACAAUUCUUCCAUGCUUUACUUCGAGUCCAAGUAUUGUGUGGCAGUGCUCCGUUCUCGUCUUCA